Messenger RNA from Aquila chrysaetos chrysaetos, 3247 nucleotides. Its product is annotated as receptor-interacting serine/threonine-protein kinase 2-like. NCBI's taxonomy places the organism in Eukaryota, Metazoa, Chordata, Aves, Accipitriformes, Accipitridae. Gene Ontology annotation, molecular function: JUN kinase kinase kinase activity; ATP binding. The record is from RefSeq and is a predicted model, not a curated record. Gene Ontology annotation, biological process: regulation of apoptotic process; protein phosphorylation.
CAGCUGACUCACACAGUGUUUGAAUGCAGUUCAAAGCUGACUUGCACUUGGUAUCUGUAGCAGUUUCGCUCUGCUGUUCCAUGGGGUUUAUGCCUGUAUUUCCAGAGCCAGCCAUCAAGAAAUGGCCAAAUCAUUACCUGUAGUAGCCCAGGAAGAUGUGGAUAGCUUUACCUUGACCAGGACAGGCUCAGGCUUUGCACUCAAAGCCUUUCAUAUUUCUUGGAACACUCACAUCUCUGUGAAGCUGCUGACCAGCCAGGACACUACAGGGAGGGAGUGGAAGUUGCUACUUCAGGAUAUAGCAAGUGUCAGACGCUAUGAGUCUGAACGUCUCCUGCCUUCUCUUGGGAUUUACCAGUACCAUGGACUUGUGGGUAUAGUGACUGAAUGGAUGAACAAUGGAUCCCUCCAAUCGCUCAUCCAUGAGCGUCAGCUGUACCCAGAACUUCCAUUUCCCUUACUCAUAAGGAUCCUGUCGGAUGUGGCUGAAGGGCUGCAUCACCUUCACAGCCUCAAACCUGUGUUCUGCCACUGCAGCCUGAAACCUUCCAAUGUGCUUUUAGAUACACAGUACAGAGCCAAGAUAUCGGAUUACGGUCUAAUCAACUGGAGGAGUCAGCAACUGAGGUCAGACCUGCAGAACUGCAAUCGGAGAAACUGCCAGGAUUUAGUGUAUCUCCCUCCUGAAAUACUUGAAGGAGGCCUUCCUUCCCAGGAAGGUGAUAUUUACAGUUUUGGAAUGCUGUGUUGGGAAAGCCUAAGCAGACAGAAACCUUUUGAAGGUCAAACAACCCUGCUGGAAGUUUUGACAGGAAUCUGCAGCAGUUUGCGGCCUGGCAUUUCAGAAAAGUUUAUACCAAGCAAUUUGCCUGAGAGGAAUAGACUGUUGCACCUUAUCGCUCUGUGCUGGCAUCAGGAACCAGAUUAUAGACCAUGUACUCCAGAAUGUGUAGACCUUCUAAAUGGAAUUUUGACAAGUAUAAAUAAGGAGGCAAUUUCCACUGCAAUCUACAAUCUGAUGGAUGCAAAGGAGAUGGCACUUAAUGCAUGCAAAGGUUCAGAAAUACACACAUUGCAGAUGGGCACAUGCAAUUCAGAGGUCAUCUGUCCACAAAAAAACAACCACUUAAUCAGCAAGAAAAUUCCUUUUGUAGUGCAAAGCUUGUCAACUAUUCUACUUGAUAGCAGUGCAAAAAAUGCAGGAAGAGAAAAUAUUCUUGAGACGGGUCUGGCAAAUACUGUGCCACAGAACGCAACAACAAAGAAAGAUCACCCAGGCUCUGACAGUAGAAAAUCAAAUUCCUUUUGCAUGAUUCCUUUAUCUGGUUCAACCGCAGGCAAAGACAGCAGACAGCAUAAUGACCCACCACUGGCUCUUAAGCACAGACCGCAACCUAGGCAUCUUGAACGAGCAGUGACAGAUCCUAGCUGCAAAGGAAACUGCUGUCAAAUACUAGCCUGCCAGAGACAGACCAUACUGAGCUGCAUGACAGAAGGACGCCUCAACCACAUCCUCGAUGUCCUUCGCUCACAGCAAAUGUUGUCCCGAAUGGAUUAUGAAACAAUUAUCUCUUAUCCCACAGUGACUGGGCGUGCUCGGGCAUUGUUGGACACUUGCCUUUGCCUUGGAGAGAGGGCAGCACAGGUUGUAGUGACUGUACUUCCAGUGACCAUUAGUCCUCUGGGACAAGGCAGCCACUGCCCAGACUGUCCUUCUAAGAAGUAAGAGAUGCAUCAGUUGAAGAAACUGUGGACUCCUUCAACCAGGCUGAAUUAAAAGGGAGUGAUUUAGAAUAAACACUUCUUCAACCCUUGAAAUGUGAUAACAUUCCAAAGUAUUUCAACACCUAUUUCCAACUGUUGGUCUUGAACUUUCCACAUAGCAACAACAAUCUCCGUAUGAGCAGAAAGCACAGCUGAAUUUCACCCUAUCAGAAGUAACCUGGCUGUACUCCAGAAAGUUCUGUACAGCUAGUCUUUUCUUUAGAUUUCAAGGAAAAUUGUUCAUAUUAGUUAACAGAAUGACCACCUACAUUAUAUUUGUUUUCCUUUCACCAAAAAGGGCUCAAAGCUUUUUACAGCUCAUUAGAAUGUUACCUGGGGAAGAAGAGAGAAGUGACUAAGGAAUACACCUGGAAAAUAAAAAAAAAUACCCAGAUGUAUGAGACUUUUCACCUUGGAAGAGCUGCACAAUAUGUUCCCAACAGAACUGUCUUUAUGCCACUUACAUGUGCUGCAACAGCAUCCUGUCACAAAAGAACAGGAAACUAGAAGGAAAACACUGUGAGGUGAGUGCCUGCCAUGUUCACUUGUGUGUGUGCAAGGUGCUGAACUAACCACUGUUUUCCAUUCCAUGCUGGCAACGUUUUAGCUGGAAAACAGUAUUCAGCUCUAAGCAUGGACUGAGGAGAGCCCAGAAGGGAGAGGAAGGCUGAUAAGCAGUGAGGAAACCUGACGUGUAAGGACAAGUUGAUAAAAUUGUGUGUGUUCGGUAACAAACAGGAGGGAAGAUACAAGAGUCUGGAGCAGAGGCAGUGAACAUGCAGUGAUGAAACAGAGGACCUGGCACCAACCAGUUGUCUGUUCUUUGGCUGUAUGUUUCUGGAGUGGCUUUAAAGCAGGUGCUCAAAAAGAUUUAAAGGCUGUUAGGAGGACAGUCUCCUUUCCCACACCCAGACCAAUUAGCAAUAUUCAUGGAACUUUUUUCACCUGAACAAGAGCUUUCUAGUUGACAAAAUGAAUAUAAACAGCAGUGAUUUGCUAAGCCUAUUCCCUCAGCCUGUUCAGUUUAUUUAUGCAAAAUACAAAUGUUUGAAGUGAUUUAAGGGAGAAAUGUGUGGGGUUUUGCUGGGAGUUACAUAACAUUAAUAUUUAUAACUGCCCUGUAACUCAAUUGCUAUUUAUUUCACUAAAAUCUACUUGUGAAGUCAUGUGCCUGUUAGCAAGUCAGCUAUCAGGAAGAUGGAAUAGAGAAAAACCUGAAUUAAAGAGCCAUGGAGAUUAUUUCCAUCCUCUACAGUAUUUCUGUUGAAUUCUAAAAAGAAAAGGCGGCACUCCUGCAUUUUUGCUUCUCUGCAGAUCAUGGUUCGUCAUCUCUCAAAUACAAUGAAAAUCUUUUCCAUCCUUAUUAAAUCUGUACCAAGCAAGAUUUCUGUCAAUCCCUUAAAUGUUUGCUGAGAGUGCCACUAAAACAUGUAAUCUUUUUCAUUUAGAAAAAUUAAUUAAAACUAUUUAAGAUUCCAUAUUA